Messenger RNA from Antechinus flavipes (yellow-footed antechinus), 2408 nucleotides. Its product is annotated as cholesterol side-chain cleavage enzyme, mitochondrial. Gene Ontology annotation, biological process: cortisol metabolic process; glucocorticoid biosynthetic process; C21-steroid hormone biosynthetic process. Gene Ontology annotation, cellular component: mitochondrial inner membrane. The transcript is spliced from 9 exons. Gene Ontology annotation, molecular function: monooxygenase activity; iron ion binding; oxidoreductase activity, acting on paired donors, with incorporation or reduction of molecular oxygen. The coding region runs from base 320 to 1894 and encodes 524 amino acids. NCBI's taxonomy places the organism in Eukaryota, Metazoa, Chordata, Mammalia, Dasyuromorphia, Dasyuridae. The record is from RefSeq and is a predicted model, not a curated record.
GAGAGAGAGAGACAGAGAGAGAGAGAAAAAAGAGAGAGAUACAGAGAAAGGUGGAAAGAGGGCAGAGAGAGACAGAGAAAGAAGAUAGAAAGAGAGAGAGACAAAAAGAGAGAGGGAGAAAGAGAAGAGAGAGAAAGCUACAUAGUGAGAGACACACAAAAAGAGCAGAAAUUGAGAGAGAGAGAAGUGGGGGUAGAGAUAUCAGUGGCUGUGACAAGCUACUUAACCUUGAGCUAGGAUUGUUAUAAACAGUGAGUUGGGUGACCUAGGAAUAGUCCCAUUUCUGUCAGCAACAGCAGCAGCAGCAGCACCUGGGGUGAUGUUUACCAGGGGAAUUUCACAACACUCAGCUCUGGCUAAGUGCCGUCAUUACCUCCUUGGUUCACCAAGACAAGAUGGUUGGACGUCUAAUGUUCGGAGAGUUCAGCUGCCAGCUAGAGGUAGUGACCCGGCCACUUUCCCUCUCCGGGAUCGGAGACCCCGGCCCUUCAAUGAGAUGCCCUUAAAUGGAGCCAAUGGUUGGAUGAAUCUGCUCCAUUUCUGGAUGGAGAAUGGGAUGCGGAACCUGCAUAUCCGAACCUUGCAGGGCUUCCAACAGUUAGGACCAAUUUACCGGGAGAAACUUGGCAAUACGGAAUCUGUUUUUAUCAUCAACCCAGAUGAUGCUGCCUGCCUCUUUAAAGCAGAAGGACCCUAUCCAGAAAGAUAUUGUGUCCCACCAUGGGUGGCUUAUCACACCUACAUGAAAAAACCUAUUGGAGUCCUUUUCAAGAGCUCUGAAAGUUGGAAGAAAGAUCGGGUUUUCCUGAACCAGUUCGUGUUGGCUUUGGACUCCAUGAACAAUUUUGAGCCCCUUCUCACCCCAAUUUCAGAGGACUUUGUAAAGAAGAUAUACAAGGAGAUUGAGAGGAGUGACCAAGGAAAGUACACUGUGGACCUCAGUCAGGACCUGUUUCGAUUUGCUUUUGAGUCUAUCUGCAACAUUCUCUUUGGGGAGCGUCUGGGGCUCCUGGAAGAGUUUGUGGACCCUGAGGCCCAGAAGUUCAUUGAUGCCGUGUCUACAAUGUUUGAUACCAGUGUUCCCAUGCUGAACCUCCCUCCAGAAUUGUUCCGCAUGGUCAGGGCCAAGACUUGGAGGGACCACGUGGCCUCGUGGGACCUGAUUUUUGAUCGAGCUGAAAGUUAUGUGAAGACCUUCUACCAGGACCAGAAGAUGAGAUCAGAAGUCACUAAGUGUUACCCGGGCAUUCUCUACUGUCUCUUAGACAAGAACACCAUGAAUUUUGAAGAUGUCAAAGCCAAUGUUACCGAGAUGAUGGCAGGAGGAGUAGAUACGACAUCCAUGACCUUGCAGUGGUGCCUGUAUGAAAUGGCUAGGAACCUAAAGGUACAAGAUAUGCUUCGGAAUGAAGUCCUGGCUGCCCGGCGAGAUGCCCAGGGAGAUGUGAAGUUGAUGCUUAAAUCUGUUCCGCUUCUCAAAGCUGCCAUCAAGGAAACCCUGAGGUUACACCCCAUUGCAAUCACCAUACAAAGGUACAUUCCUUCGGAUUUAGUUCUCCAGGAUUACGCCAUCCCUGCUAAAACACUGGUCCAGGUGGCCAUCUUUGCCAUGGGGAAGGAUCCUAACUUCUUCCCCAACCCAGAAAAGUUUGAUCCCUCCAGAUGGUUUCAAGAGAAUACCUACUUCCGGGCUCUGAGCUUUGGUUUUGGCCCUCGGCAGUGCCUCGGACGGAGGAUUGCUGAGUUGGAGAUGACCAUCUUUCUGAUGCAUAUUCUGGAGAAUUUCAGGAUCGAAGUCCACAAGCUUUCAGAAGUGGGGACCACCUUUAAUCUCAUCUUGAUGCCUGACAAGCCCAUCGUGUUCACCUUUCGGCCCUUCAAGCCCCAGCUGUAACACAGAGAGAUAGGACUCCUGUGUAUUAUUAUUAUAGAGAGAGGCUGGGGAUAGCAUCGAGGCAGAGCCAGUCAGAGAUAACAAACCCAACUAGAUAAGGUUAUGGUUUGACUCUGAGCCAAGGGAAUUAUUUGCCUCUUUAUCUACGGUGGGUCUGUGAACUUUUAAAAAUAUAUAUAUAUAUUUGGAGAAUAUGUUUAAGUAUAAUUUGGUUUUUUGAUAAUCCUGAGCAUCUUGUGUAAUUAAAAACAUGAUUCUGAGGAAUCCACAGACUUCCUGAAACUGCCAAAGGGAUUAAAUGACAUAAAAAAGUUAAGGACCUGUGGUCUAUGGAUUAUUCCAUUCUUAUGCCAUAUCUUCCCCAGAGAAAUGUAAAUCUACUAAAGAAGGUAGAUAGGAGUCUUCUUUCUUAUUGGUUUAAAUUGAGAUUUCACUAUAAAAUCUGCUAUCUCCCAUUUUUUGCCUAUUGAAUAUUUGACUGGAAGGAAAACAAUAAAUACUUUGUAUAUACAAA